AUGUUCUUUUCCCAUCUGGCUGGCCUGGUAGCACUCUCGAUUGGUCUCACCAAUGCUGUAGAGCUAUCUGGUCACGAAUAUGUAAUCGUCGGAUCUGGCGCCGGAGGUGGGCCACUAGCAGCACGCCUGGCUCUUGCGGGGCACAAGACGUUACUUAUUGAAAGUGGUAACGAUCAAGGGAAAAAUAUCAACUAUACAGUGCCGGCAUUCUCGGCCAAAGCAUCAGAAGAUGAAUCUCUGGCGUGGAACUUCUUUGUGCGGCACUAUGCCGACGAAGGUCGACAGGCUUUGGAUUAUAAAACUUCAUAUGAGACACCCGAAGGCGAUUUGUACACGGGGCUGAGUCCGCCAGAGGGCUCAAAGAUGAAAGGCACUCUUUACCCCCGAGUUGGAGGGCUUGGGGGGUGCACGACACAUAAUGCGCUCGUCACUAUCUACCCACACGAAUCUGAUUUCGAGUAUCUUGCAACACUCACCGGCGAUAGCAGCUGGUCACCAGAUAGCAUGCGCAAGUACUUCGAGCGUUUGGAAAACAAUCACUACCUUCUCCCAUUAAUCUCAGGACACGGAUAUGAUGGAUGGUUGAGCACACAAACAGCUCCUAUUGAUCUCGUUCUGCAAGAUCCUAAACUUCUCAGUUUGCUACUCGGUGGCGCUUUUUCAUUGGGAAAUAUUACCCACUCUGUUUUCAACCUGGGCACACUUCUGGCAGGAGACGCCAACGCUGACUCCAAACUUCGCGACACCACACCCGGAUUCUACCAGAUUCCUAUUGCCUCCGACGGUGGCGCUCGUAACAGCCCGCUGGAACUCCUGACUGCUGUUCGGGAUGCGAAGAACCCUGACGGAUCGAAGAAAUAUCCCCUCGAUAUUCGCAUGAACUGCCACGCCACGAAAGUCACGUUCGACGAAUCCGUUAGCCCGCCUCGUGCAACAGGGGUCGAAUUUCUCGACGGUCAAUAUCUUUACAGCGCUAGUCCUCGAUCCAAGACUGCGGGCAAAGGAACACCAGGAUCCGCUACUGCAUCACGCGAGGUCAUUGUCGCUGGUGGUGUUUACAACUCGCCCCAGCUUUUGAAGCUGAGUGGUGUCGGUCCUCAGGAGGAACUCGAGAAAUUUGGCAUCAAGGUGGUUGCCGAUCUACCUGGUGUCGGUACAAACCUACAAGACCAUUACGAAACCGCUGUGUCUGCACACGUCCCCACAAAUUGGACCAUUUUGGAUGGCUGUACCUUUGGUCAGCAGAAUGAUCCUUGCUUGGAGCGCUGGGAGAACCCCGUCUUGGGUAACCGCGGCAUCUACUCAUCGGACGGGUUUGCAGGAGCUAUGUUCUACAAGAGCUCCGUCACCGCAGACGAUAGCUACGACGUUUUCGUCUUCGGUGGGCCUGUCAACUUCCGCGGCUAUUUCCCUGGCUAUAGCGUGAAUAUUACCGAGCGCCAUGACUGGUUCACUUGGGCUGUGUUAAAAGCCCACCCGCGCAACCAGGCUGGCUCCGUGACACUUAGGUCUGCAGAUCCUCUUGAUAUGCCCGAAAUCGUUUUCAACUACUUCGACACUGGCUCAGGAGACUAUGAGAAGGACUUGGUGGCAAUCACCGAGGCCAUCGGUGUUGCGCGUGGGGCUUUUGACCGUCAGCUUGUUCCAUUGUCCGAGGUCUUGCCAGGCGAUGAUGUGCAAACUGAUGAAGAGAUUCAUGACUACAUCAAAAACACCUCUUGGGGCCACCAUGCGUCGUGUACUUGUCCAAUUGGCACUGAUGAUGACCCUAUGGCUGUUUUGGAUUCGGACUUUCAAGUACGUGGUGUUUCCGGGCUUCGGGUCGUUGAUGCAUCUGUUUAUCCCCGAAUUCCGGGAACCUUCACUGCUCUGUCGACUUUCAUGGUUGGCGAGAAGGCCGCUGAUGUUAUAUUGGAUGCCGCAAAAUCUACCCAAUGA
Messenger RNA from Penicillium brevicompactum, 1938 nucleotides. RefSeq names its product GMC family oxidoreductase. NCBI's taxonomy places the organism in Eukaryota, Fungi, Ascomycota, Eurotiomycetes, Eurotiales, Aspergillaceae. The record is from RefSeq and is a predicted model, not a curated record. Gene Ontology annotation, molecular function: oxidoreductase activity, acting on CH-OH group of donors; flavin adenine dinucleotide binding. The transcript has 2 exons. The coding region runs from base 1 to 1938 and encodes 645 amino acids.